Messenger RNA from Arctia plantaginis, 741 nucleotides. NCBI's taxonomy places the organism in Eukaryota, Metazoa, Arthropoda, Insecta, Lepidoptera, Erebidae. The record is from the annotation of a GenBank genome assembly.
AUGGAUGAUAUAAAUUUAGAUCCCCGAAAGAAGGCCGCACCUUUGCCUACCCAUUGUGACACCCCUCUUACUUUAAACAAUGCCAGAAAGGCUCUACUGGUCCCUGCUCCAGGGCAACACAUUGACAAACGCAACUGGGUGAGAAAAGAAUAUGAGGAAAUGAAUAGGGCUCUAUAUUUUAAAGAGCCCAAUUUGUUUGAUCUUGCUAAAGUUCAAUUCACAUUCCUAAAUCAACUACCUAUUCCUAUUGCAACACUCCCACUUUUAGAGUACAGACAGGCUUUGAGAGUAGCUAAAGAACUUUAUACUCUGCAAGUUUUAAAUCCGUUAAAACAUCUUGGAGUCUCUGGUGUAGAUAUUGACAUCCAACCAUUAACAGCAAACAAACAGCUGCAGAAAUUAUAUCUAAUUAAGUGUUUCUGGGAGGAGGCAGUAAUUUUGAGUGGGUCUACUACCACAACAAGUGGAUCUUGGUGGACUAAAAGACCAAAUAAACUAAUUGAAUAUCGACUACCAGGACUUGAUAUGAUCGCUGGCUCAAACCUGUUUAUGAUACAAACCACUUUAAACACAAUUCUGGUCUCUCGAGAUCAUUUAACAAUCUUAUCUGACUUAGCAGCGGAGCGUUUCAAUGUAUAUUUCCAGUCAAUUCUGGCUGAACUUCAAGGAUCUCAAGAUACUCCCACCCAGAGUGAAUUGGACACUUUUAUUAAAACAGGGGAGUCCGUUUCUACACAGUAA